AUUGGGCAGAAAUAGGCAAGAUCAAUCUAUGGAGAUUUUUCAUUGUAAACAAAUACUGGAAGUACCGUAUGAACUCUAGUCAUAGUGUAAAAUUUAACUUUAUAGAAUAAAACAAUGGAAAGUAAACCAACUGUGCCACUUACUGUCCAUCAAAAAACUCCAGCUGCAAAAGCUAGUGGACAAAACAGUAAGCUUAAUGCUGAACAAGAAGCCGGUGGACGAUUGAAAGGUGUUCAAGUCGUAAAACCUAUUGUGUACGGCAACGUUGCUUGGUAUUUGGGUGAAAAACGGCAGGAAGAUGGACAUACUCAUCAAUGGAAUGUUUAUUUGAAAGCUUAUGAUCAUGAGGACAUGUCAGUGUAUGUAAAACGUGUUCAUUUUAAAUUGCAUGAGAGCUAUGCUGAUCCAAACCGAGUUUGUCAUGCUCCACCCUAUGGAGUGACAGAAACUGGUUGGGGAGAAUUUGAAGUUGUGAUCAAAAUAUUCUUUCAAGACAGCAAUGAAAGACCCGUAACUAUUUAUCACUUCCUGAAGCUUUUUGAUAGGGAAAAGGAUGGUAAUGUCAAAAAUACGACAGUGCCUGUAAAUUCAGAAUUUUACGAUGAGCUUGUGUUUUGUGAUCCUACUGUUAAAAUGCACAGAUUAUUAAGUCACCCUAAACUAAGUACUCCAGAACAACAACAUAAUACUGAUUAUGAGGGGAAAAAGGUUCAAGAUUUACAAAAAGUAUUAACAGCUAAGAAAAAAGUGAAACAAGAAAUUGAUGAAUUGAAAACAAGGCUUGCAGAAGCAAAAGAAAAUAUCCUGAAACUGAAAUCUAAUGUUUCUUCAUAAGUUUCCGGAUACUUCAUUUGUUUAUGUUGGAAAAUGCCACUUUUUUACUGAAUCAUUAACUAUGGAAUUUGAAACUGUUUUUCAUCAAUAAUCUUUAAAGCAAAACAAACAAAAAAUUAUUUCAAAAUUUAUUCACAUGAUAUAGAAUUUGUUGGCAAUAAUCUCUUUGCAUUUUUAUAUCUGCUUUACUUUCACAUUCAUAAGAUUUUAAAAUUUACUUUUUUUUUAUUCACAUGAUUUUAACAUCCAUUGCCUUCAUUUACCAUGCUAUUUUUUCCCCCCUCUUUUUAUUGAAAACCACAGUUUAUUAAUUUUAUACUGUUAUGUACUGUUUCUUCAUCAUAGACAAUGUUUGAGCUUGAUAGUAUAUCUUUCAUUCAUUUUUUAAAAAAAUCUCAUUUGUUGACUGUUUCUUUUAUAUCAUCUGCUUUGUAAGAUUUUAAUCUGUGUAUAAUAAUUUUUAUUAAAAUUACAUUGUUAUUA
This is a messenger RNA of Parasteatoda tepidariorum (common house spider), 1317 nucleotides long. Its product is annotated as YEATS domain-containing protein 4. Lineage: Eukaryota; Metazoa; Arthropoda; Arachnida; Araneae; Theridiidae. Gene Ontology annotation, biological process: regulation of DNA-templated transcription. The record is from RefSeq and is a predicted model, not a curated record.